AUGGUCACCAUCAUCACCCUCAUCACAACCAGGGGACAGGAGUUCGGUUCUGGGCCUGGUUCUGGUGUUGGGGGCCCACCAUCCAUGGCGUCCAUUCUCAACAUGAACCACCACCAGGGUGGACUGGACACCAGGCAGCAGAGCGCCUUCGUCCUCAGCUCGCCCCCUCUUGCCGCUCUGCACAACCUCACAGAAAUGAAAUUUCCCUCGACAUCCUCCUCGUUUCUCACUCAGGACUAUUCCCCGGACACUCUCAAACAAAUGCAGGUGGCUAUGUCCCACGCACUCUCCACUCCCCAUGGAAUCAACGAUAUUCUCAGCAGACCCCACGCCGCCCUGGGUCUACCCAGACUUAACACCAGCAUGUACAUGGGCCACCAUACUCGGUUCCCCAAACUGGCCGAACUCCCGGGCCGGCCGCCCAUUUACUGGCCCGGAGUGUUGCCGCAGCCCUGGAGACCGCCAGGCUCCUGUCAACGCUACGGGUCCCAG
This is a messenger RNA of Candidula unifasciata, 492 nucleotides long. NCBI's taxonomy places the organism in Eukaryota, Metazoa, Mollusca, Gastropoda, Stylommatophora, Geomitridae. The record is from the annotation of a GenBank genome assembly.